Messenger RNA from Gasterosteus aculeatus aculeatus (three-spined stickleback), 5175 nucleotides. It is a transcript of the gene sox18, whose product is annotated as SRY-box transcription factor 18. Gene Ontology annotation, cellular component: nucleus. Gene Ontology annotation, biological process: positive regulation of transcription by RNA polymerase II; angiogenesis; lymphangiogenesis. Gene Ontology annotation, molecular function: DNA-binding transcription activator activity, RNA polymerase II-specific; RNA polymerase II cis-regulatory region sequence-specific DNA binding. The record is from RefSeq and is a predicted model, not a curated record. Lineage: Eukaryota; Metazoa; Chordata; Actinopteri; Perciformes; Gasterosteidae.
UAUUUAUGUGAUUGGUCAGGGCGGGGGUAUAUAUGCUCAGCAUGGGUCGGUUAAAUCUGGCCCACAAGUUUUUAAACGUUCAAACAGGGCAGACAGACAGAGAGACGGCCAGUGGGACGGUCCAUGUGACUGAGGAGCUUUGGGCAAACCACUGCACCACACACUCAAAACAAGAACUGUUUGAGGGGGAAAAAAGGGAAAAAGGCAGAAUCAUUGUGGAUCAUUUCCAGGGGGAAUAUCCUGACCCACAACUUGUUUGUUUUCUCUUUCUUUCUCGUUUCCAAGCUACUCUCAGAUCUCGAUGCUUUGCUUUGGAAUUUGUGCUCCAAAUCCAUCAGAUUCCUCUCUUGAUCUUUCAUUUUGUCCCCUGGAACAUUUCGAGCAACUUUUUUUUCCCAGAAGUUUGCAAUCCAAAAAGCUGAGACAGACGUUUGCUCACUUCCACUUGGACUAAAAGUUGAUUCCGAGCCCUGUUCUGGAAUGAAUUCAGCCAAGACCGGUUCGACCAGAGAGACCCUUUUGCACGCCGGCCGGAUGUCUCUCGGGGGCCGCUGGGUGUCGGGGACCCCGAGCCCUGCUUCCGAUUCUGAACCGGGUUUCGAGCAGAACAUCUCCGGGGACUGCAGUUCUCCCGAUGACCUUAGAAGUGGGAACAUGAUGAGAGCAGAACGGAGGCUCUGCCUGACACCGAGUUCAGGGGGACAGAGUCCGGACCUGAGCCAUGCAGGAGGUCUUCUGCCAGGCGCAGCUGAUGGGAAGGCUGUGGGGGGAGAGCAGAGGAUCCGCAGGCCUAUGAACGCCUUCAUGGUCUGGGCCAAAGACGAGAGGAAACGACUUGCCGUGCAGAACCCUGACCUACACAACGCUGUGCUCAGCAAGAUGCUAGGCCAGUCAUGGAAAGCCCUGAGUGCAACAGAUAAACGACCAUUUGUGGAGGAAGCGGAACGUCUCCGUGUGCAGCACCUCCAAGAUCACCCCAACUACAAGUACAGGCCUCGGCGUAAAAAGACCACCAAAAAACUCAAGCGGGUUGAACCGGGGCUUCUGCUGCAUAGUUUAGCCCAGGGAGGGGCACCAGGACUCGGAUUAGGAUCUGGUAUCAGCCCCUUGGGGGCAGAAAGUGUCCAUGGAGGUUCAGCUUAUGGGCAUCAUCAUCACUCGCACCACCUGCUGCAUCCUCUAGGGCACUUCAGGGACUUUCAGGCCCAAGGACACUCAGACCUGGAGAGCUACGGCCUGCCCACUCCAGAGAUGUCCCCUCUGGAUAUUCUGGAGGACAGAGCUGGGGAAUCUGUGUUUUUCCCCCAACACAUGCAAGAGGAGACAGCGAUGGGAGGUUGGAGUGGUUACAAUCAUCACCUUCACCAUCAUAACCAACAUUACAGCCACAAUUACAAUAACCACAGUCACACCACCAUGAAUGGUAAAGAAACACACAGCCUGGGUUCAGGAAUAAGUGGUAGUGCCAGUUUAAGCACCUGUUUGAGUCCAAGUAGAGACUCCAGAGUCGAUACAAGAAUGAAUUCUGCGGAGUCAAAUAUGACCUUGAGCAUGAGCUCUAGGUUAAGUCACACCUCUAGUCACCACAUUGCCUUGAGGAGCCCUGUCAAGUGCCCGCCACCUCCCUCCGACUCCUCCUCCCCUGUUCCCUACUCUCAGGCCACCAUCAAUCUCCCCGAGCUGGUAAAAUCACACCAAAUGCCACAUCAACCCAUUGCUCCUGUCAGCUACUUUGGCCAAAUGUACGGGAACAGCGCUCCAAACGCGACAUAUUACAUGCCCUCUCAUCUGGGUCAGCUUUCACCUCCUCCUGAAACAUCUCAUUCUUCCUGCCCAUCCUCUUCCAUCCCCCACUUCCCUCCUUUGCACCUGGAGCCUUCAAAUCAAAACGAGUCCUCCUGCAAUUUGGUGUCUUCUUCUGCUGAGUUUUGGUCGGAGGUGGACAGGCAUGAAUUUGACCAGUAUGUAAAUGUCGGAAGGGGAGAGGAGGCCUACGUAGGUGGCGCCGGCUGUGGCGGCGGGUCCAAAGUCCUGAUUGGCCACAGCAGCAGCGAUGGCGGUAGUAACAUGAGUAGCAGUUUAAUUAACAGGGAUGUCAGCAGCAUUCUGAGUGGUGGAUGUGAGGAAGAGAGCAGCCCUCUUAUAUCUGCUCUUUCUGAUGCAAGCAGCGCUGUGUAUUACAGUGCCUGUAUCACUGGAUAAAUAUUCCAUCUCAUAAAUCACAUUUUGGUCUGGUUCAUUUGAACCAGGGUUUCUUUUUGAAGAAAGUAGUUUUUAGUAUUUUGCCUUGAUUAUUACUGAUCAAUUCCAUGUUUAGUGUGUUUCAUGUGGAGAACAGAAAGAUUUUUUGUCUUUUUAUUAUACCAACUCUCCCCGGAGCCAAAGCUGGGAAUAGUGAAUAAAAGUAUUUUUAAAUGUGCUAACAAAAAGCAUGUGCAAAAUCCUUAGUUUGAAAUAAAUGCAUUCCCGAACAUGAUAUUGACCAAUUGACUGGCAGGAUAAGCAGCUUUACUUGAGGCCAGUGUGGUGGAUUAGACUUGCUAGAAUGGUCAUUUAGGACCCAUAGGAUUGUGUGCAGGAGGGGAAUGCACCAAUGCUCGUGUCAUGUUUAAGGCAGAUGCUCCAGCAGAAGGUUUUUGGCUUUUUCUGAACAAUUGCAUAAUCAACCCCUGUCAGUCAUUUAGGCUACAAUGCAGAUGCAACUCAGUGUUUACGAUAAAUUACUAGAGGCUUUUCAUCAAGAGAUUGUCUAUUGAUCCAAAUGAAUAGUGUAGAAAAGACUAUGUCGAGCAAGUGCAUUGUCCUGUUCAGAGGUUAUAUUUUCACUUUAGUAACUCAAGAUGCUUCUUAGGGAGAAAAAUACUGUAAAUGACACGGCUGUAAUGCACCUUAAAACAGGAUUGUAUUUUUAGUUACUCACUAAAAGUACUUACUGACUAGAUAUGGAGAAAUCCAUAACUAGAAAUAUUAUGUCAUCUCAUUUUUUACAUUUCAUCUCAGGAUCAUAAAAAUACGCUCCUCUCAACUCAAAGUUUAAGUCAAUUACUUUGCUGGUUUGAAGAGGGCUUGAAGGACAAUGAAGGAGGAACAGACAGACAGACAUGAGAGAAAGACUUGAUGCAAGAGGCUCGAUCCGGCCCAAACUAAUCUCUGUGUUGUCGGGGAAGCCACAGACCCGAUGUAGACCGCUGAUGUCUCCCACAAACUAUCAGGAUGUUUUACAAGCCGAGGCGGGUUUAUUCAGACCGGGAAACAUUCUUUUCCUUCUCUGUCUCAGUCUCUGACGAGGCCGCACGUCAAUCUCCGAUGCCAAAAUCUGAAUGUUUUAUGCUUUCUGGCAAACAUACAUAUGUUGAUGAUUCCAAUGUCAUUAUGUUCAACCAGUAAGACUUAGUGGCAUAGCAUGUUUAUGAUUAUAACAUGAAAAAUAUAUUGGAAUACAGAAAACAUUUUUCCUGCAUAGAAGCAUAUCACUUGUUUGAACAAAAAGGAAAAUAAAACAAGUCAUUUAGUUCUACGCAGACAACCAACUUAAAUGUCAUUGGAACACUUAUUUGGCGGAAGGUAAUAUCGUCUCUGGUCUGGAUAUUUGUGCCUUCAAACAAAGCAACAGGAAUAAUGACGAGCUCUUUGACCACUCUUAUUAUACAUUUUUCAAUUCUUAAUGUCAUUUAAACCUUCAUGGAUAACGGUUCAUGUGUUGAGUCUUUAUUUGAUUUUUUGAAAUGUAGUUUUGAUGUAGCCUUUUAAUGUGUGUAUACAUAUAUAUGAAGAUCAUAGAUGUCUUUUGACAGUAUGUGAAGGAGGAAUUGAGACUAUGAAAUGUUCGCUUUGCACUGGGUUUAAUUUUAUAGCUGUAUAGAAAUAACACUACUCAUUCAAAAUGAUGGACAUUUGUUAGAUUGUUUUGUACAGAAACGACCGAUUUUUUGUUUAGUAUAUUUUGUUUUUUACAUUUAAUUUUUUAAAGGUAUAGCUCAACAUUUUAGGAAAUGAUUUGCUCUUUGCUGAUGGUUUAAUUAGAAGAUCAAUAACACUGGAGCCGGGAAACAAUUAGCAUGGCUUAAAAUAAAGACAUGAACCAGCUUUAUUUUCUUCCAUAUUAAACAGAUGUUGCACCUGGACCUCUAAUAUGUACUCAUUCACAUUUAUCUUAUUAUUUAAUUUUGUGCAAAAAUAGUUAAACCAUGUUACUCCCAGUAGAACCAAAACUUAUGUUGUUAGUUUUGUGUCCAGUUGGUGUACUAAAUAACAUUAACGGUGUUGAUUAAACUGUCUUUUGGCUAAACAAGGCUCCUGGUUCCAGUGCCUAACAAUGAUAAUGAUAUUCACACUAUCUGCAAGAAAAAUGUUGAACUAUUCGUUUAAAAAUAAUUGAAUUUAAAAACAUUGUAGUAGCAAGUUUCCACUUGUCUUCCAAACACUAUUUUAUUUUGUGUGUGUAAACUUGCCUUUAACAUGCAAUCUGAACUGUAAAGAUAUCUAUAUAUACAGUUUACACUUUGCUCUGCCACACAAAUCGUUGGGAACAUAAAUCAACAGGUAUAACCACUAUAGGUAUCUGUAGGUGUUUAUUCUGCAUACAUCCUGUAAUAUUUGUGUAUAUGUUGAGAGUAAAGAACAGACGUCUCUCUCCCAGGAUUUAUCUGUUCUGCAUUAGUCCCAAAGAUUAUACUUUUUUUGUACAUGAACAGUAGAACACAAUUUUUUAUUUUGUACAGUGAAACCAGUUACAUUUACCGCACUGUUCUUUGUGGCCACCAUUGGUGGAAAAUGGAGCCAUGGUAGAUUUUUCAGUUCCUCUAGAGGACGGAGCCGCAGAGAAGCAGCAGUUCUAACAGAAUAUUUAACAAAUACGUCUACAUCUGCAUUUGGAAUUAUUUUCUAUUCACACCAACAGAGUCUUGGUGACUUUGAAACACAAAAAACAUCAGAGGCAGACUAUUUUUUGAUGUUGACUAUGUUCUGAUUAAAUCAAAAGAGAUUUACGCAGCAAUCUUAUGAAGACAAAUUAAAACCAGGACUUUGUGAGUGUGGUGCUUCUAAAUCUGUCUUCCGGGGAUGAUAUUGAAAUUCUCUGUAUAAAAUACUUUUGUUUGUGUCUUUAAAUUCUGUUUAAUUAAACGAUGUAACUAAAUAAACUGUAUUUACUUAAUGAAAACCGACUUGAAACCA